This is a messenger RNA of Phalacrocorax carbo (great cormorant), 1464 nucleotides long. The record is from RefSeq and is a predicted model, not a curated record. Lineage: Eukaryota; Metazoa; Chordata; Aves; Suliformes; Phalacrocoracidae.
GGGGCGGGGCGGGCGCGCGCCAGGCCCGAGCUGCUGCGCCAGGGGCCCCCGGCCGGGCGGCGGGGAUCGGCCUGGGCCCGGCCAUGUCCGAUUACCGGAUCUCGGUGGAGGAGCUGAACGACCUUCUGGCUAAUGGGAGCGGCUGCUAUAGCCUUCCUAGCGCGCACAGCAACGAGGUGGUGCCACGCAUCCACGUGGGGAACGCGUUCAUAGCCAAGAACAUUAUGAGGCUGCAGCGUCUGGGGAUAACCCAUGUUCUGAAUGCAGCAGAGGGGAAGUCAUUCAUGCAUGUGAACACUAAUGCAGAGUUCUAUGAAGGCACAGGCAUCAGAUACCACGGCAUUAAAGCUAACGAUACACAAGAAUUUAACCUCAGUCGCUAUUUUGAGGAGGCAGCUGAUUUUAUUGAGAAAGCACUUUCCCAGAAGGAUGGACAAGUAUUUGUGCAUUGCCGUGAGGGCUACAGCCGUUCUCCUACACUGGUCAUCGCCUACCUCAUGCUUCGCCAGAAUAUGGAUGUCAAGUCUGCAUUGAGCACUGUCCGGCAGAAGCGAGAGAUUGGCCCCAAUGAUGGCUUUCUAAGGCAGCUUUGCCAGCUCAAUGAGCAAUUAGUGAAGGAGGGCAAACUGAAGCCCUAGAACAGAGCACUGUAGUAUUUUUUUGAAGUUUCUCAAACCAUCAGAGGACAACUUAGGUGCUUUAGGUUCCCAAACCCCAACCACCAACCUAAAUCACAUAAUGCGAGGGAGAAAGGAUUCCUGCUCUUGUCUAAUGAAAGUAUCUUUCUCAGAUUCUGGGUCUGUCUUUUAAGACGGCACAAAAUUGUGUCACUGUUCAGAGCUGUUGCAAUAAGGAGGUGUUUUUAGAGGGGUAACUCCAGUGAUAGCUGUCUUCACAUGUAUUUCAGAGCCCCCUACAGACUCUGUAGCGUGUGUGGUUUGCAUUGACAUUUGAGUGUGAUUCAUUUAAGCUUCGUCUUGUAUCCCACCAGAGCACCGUUUUCUGAGAGCCCCAACAAGUCUCUUCACUCACUCUUAACUGAAGUACUGUAUUUUCUAAGGCUUCUUUUCCAUGCACACAGGUGCCUAAAGUUUGAGUGUAGACGCUUCAAGGAAUGGAGAACCAUAUAUACAAAUGCACAGAUGCACUUGCCUGUAAAAUGAAGUGUAUGCAGUGUUGUGUUUAGUGUGGAUUUAUGCAAUACACAGUGUUUGGUAGUAAAGCCAUUCAGAGCCCAAUCUUGAUGCACACUGUAUCUCCAAGAAUAUUCGUACCUCUUGCUGUUGUGAUUGACAUGAAAUAGUCUGAUAUUAAAUGCUCUUUUAUUUUUGUUUUGAAAACAUGCUAAAAAAAAAUGUCAAGAGCAAAUGUUGAGGAAAAUACUUGAGCAAGGAAGAAAUAAUGUCUGUAUUUUAGGAGUGCUUGUACUGGAUGUAUGAUAAAGUCCUAAGUAUCAGAAUAUAA